UUGGUCAAGGAUCUUUUCUCCUAUAUAUAUCCAGGCUCAAGAUAUGGACUGGGCACCGGCACUGGCAAAGCACCCAAACGUUAUGGGACAGCUGCUGGCGGAGCCGGUGGUACUGGCGGUGGGCCUGGUGGCUACGGGACCGGACCAGGUGGAGUUGUUCCUGGAGGGGCGGGUGGUGCUGGGACAGGAACUGGAGGCUUCGGACCAGGCGGUGCCGGGACAGGAGCUGGAGGUUUUGGACCAGGUGGUGCUGGCACAGGAGGCUUCGGACCAGGCGGUGCUGGGACAGGAGGCUUCGGACCAGGUGGUGCUGGCACAGGAGGCUUCGGACCAGGCGGUGCUGGGACAGGAACUGGAGGCUUCGGACCAGGCGGUGCUGGGACAGGAGGCUUUGGACCCGGUGGUGCUGGCGCAGGCAGCUUUGGACCAGGUGGUGCUGGAACAGGAACUGGAGGCUUCGGACCAGGCGGUGCUGGGACAGGAGGCUUUGGACCCGGUGGUGCUGGCACAGGCAGCUUUGGACCAGGUGGUGCUGGAACAGGCAGCUUUGGACCGGGUGGUGCUGGAACAGGAGGCUUCGGACCAGGUGCUGCUGGGACAGGAACUGGAGGUUUUGGACCAGGUGGUGCUGGGACAGGAGGCUUCAGACCAGGUGGUGCCGAGACAGGAGCUGGAGGCUCCGGACCGGGUGGGGCUGGGACAGGCGGCUUUGGACCAGGCGGUGCCGGGACAGGAGAGGGUUUUGGCCAAGGCGGUCAAGGUUUAGGAAAACGAAAACCUUCUAAAUCUGGUUAUGGAGGGGCUGGGUAUGGAUCAGCAGGAGGAUUAGGAGGAGGUACAGGAAGUGUUCCUGGCGGAGUUGGACGUGGUGGCUACGGCCCAGCAGGGUACAGUCCAACUGGAACUGGAACAUUCCCGUUUGGUUAUCGACCUGGAGGUGCUGCAACUGGUGACUUUGGCCCAGGAAAUGCUGGAACUGGGCCGGGGGGUUUUAGACCUGGUGGUGUUGGUGGAUAUGGACCUGGUAGCCAAGCGCUAGGAAAUAGGAAGCCUCCUAAAUCUGGUUACGGCUCCUCGUUGGGUGGAACUGGCUAUGGUCCAGGUCCAUCAGGUGCUGGAGUAGGUGGGCUUCCUGCAGCAGGAGGAGCAGGAGGUCCUGCAGGAACCGGUCAGGGAUUAGGAGGAGGAGGGGGAGCGGGCGGUUUACCCGCAGGAGGCGGUGGACCAGGCUAUGGUGGAGUGGCUGGUGGAAACUAUCCAGGAUAUACGGGGGCAGGACAAAAAUCCAAGGCACAGAAGGCAGCCAAAUAUGCAGCCAUGCAGGCGUUCCUCGGUUCUGGGGGCUACAGAGGCGCUGGCUGCCAGGGUAAAUUCUGUGGCCAAAGGAGGAAGUGAGAGACCAACGGACGAUGACCUCAUGAAAACAACAUUGGUGCUACUGCAUGAUCCCAUAUUGUAGAUGCAGAUCCGUCAUAGAAGCUACGGCUUCAACACAUGCCCCAUGUCAAACUUUUCAUUGGCCUUUUCAAAAGGAGCUAACCCAACCCUAACCCUAACCCUUCCUUAAAAGAAAAGGGCAAUCCCCCCCCCAUGAAUUACCCUGUGACUCCCUGUGGCUCCCGACCACCAGAGUGAGCAUCACUGAAAUAAAGGAUUAGCACAUUUUCUGCUCUCCUUUGAUACCGUUUAGGUUGAUCUUUGUUCAACAUCACUGUUGUUUCUUUGCAAAUAUGGGACAUAGAUCCUCAUGGGGGUGAGACUGAUACCAAGGACACCCUCAGGGCGGCUCCUUCAGACCUGUCUGCAUGCUGACACAAUGUUUAAUGUGGUGGGCGUACUUUUACCCAGUUACACUUGGUUUGUCUUUAUAAUUUACUGUUUAAAGUCCAAACACUUGGAUAAUCUGUGCGGGCGAAGAAACAGUCAGCUGCUAUUUUGGGGGAACUGUGAAGGCGGUGUUCUGAUUGGUCGUUAUCUGACACCAAAAAGCAGUCUGUGUUGUUUUACAGGCCUCAGCAAUAUCAAUAUUUUAUAGCUACAGAACACCAAUUGGUAGGAGUGUAAACUUUUUGUUUACAUCGAUACCUUUCAUUAAUAAAAGGAUGUAUUUGUUAUGAUAAUAUGUGGCUUCGAUCUGGCCUUCACAUUUGCUGUUGAGGUAAGAAUUCAAACUUAAUGUGAGGUAAUAUGAUUACAAGCCAUUGAGAUGCCACCUGAGGAGCGUUGACUGAUGUUUUUUUUUUUUACCUCUUUCAACACUGUUAUUUUUAAGUUAUGCUGACAAAAAGCAGAAAAAGCUGAGUUCUAUUUAAUCUCUUUUUACAAAUCAAGUGAAUUAAUACAAUAUCAGAUAUUUUAGUUACUUUGUGUGUUUGUUUUAACAGUUUUUAAAACUUGUUUACUAUUACGACUAAUAAAAUUGCUUUGUUUUCUACAUUGUGCUGAGUAACAUUGUAGUCCGUUGUGUUAUCGACUUACAUCCGUCCCUAUCAUGCCAUUCAACAGGUGUCUUCAACAUCUGCGUUUCUAUCAAGAAAAUGAUGCACUUUUACAAACUUUCGGACAACGCCCUCUGAAAUAAAGGAAUUACCAAC
Molecule: messenger RNA, 2594 nt
Organism: Pungitius pungitius (ninespine stickleback)
Lineage: Eukaryota; Metazoa; Chordata; Actinopteri; Perciformes; Gasterosteidae
Exons: 9
Source: RefSeq, a predicted model, not a curated record